Messenger RNA from Danaus chrysippus (African queen), 627 nucleotides. NCBI's taxonomy places the organism in Eukaryota, Metazoa, Arthropoda, Insecta, Lepidoptera, Nymphalidae. The record is from the annotation of a GenBank genome assembly.
AUGGCGGCCGCCGGCCUGCCCGAUAUAGAGGCACAUCUAUCCCAAAUAAAAACGCGCUCCAUCGAGAAAACGCUACUCCCACUCAUCAAGCAGAUUAGCAGCCUGGUGGCGACUCGGGGAGAGGCAGCCGCAGGGGGCGCGGCGGUGCAGCGUGUAGGUGCCGCUGUCUGCUGUGCUGUCGAGAGAUUUGUGGCCGUUGGUGAAACUAUAGCUGACGAUAAUCCCGACGUUCGACACAGUAUGGUGCUUGCUUGCAAAGAAGCCAGGGCUGCAGGUCGGGCAAUAGAGCGGGUGUGUACAGGAGCAGAUGGUUCUGGCAUGAUAUCGGCAGCUCGAGCCUUACUUGCCUCUGUUACACGGGUACUACUUUUGGCCGACAUGGUUGUUGUAAGGCAACUGCUGCUGGCUAAGGAUAAGGUUGCGCGAUCGUUGGAUCGUUUAGAGUCUGUGUCAAACUUUGCUGAAUUCGUUCGUGCAUUCACUGAGUUUGGAGGAGGUAUGGUGGAGUUAGCGAGGCUGACAGCAGAGAGGCGAGCAGACCUCAGGGAUGAGAGAAGAAGAGCACAAGUAGCCGCUGCCAGAAAACGUUCUGGAACGUUCAACACUGAUGCUCCUCACAUCGUCUAA